AAUGACGUCACGGAUAGACUGUUCGAGCAUAGACAUGAUGGAACUGGCGGGGACUUGACCUUCUUCCCAGAAUGCCUUAGCAAAUACGCUGCAACGUUCGAUUAGCCUCAUUUUGAGGCUUCCCUUGCGUGUAACACUGGUGUAUUCAGGGAAAUUAAUCGAACGCACCCUAUGUAUACAACGAAGGCAGUUGCGGGAUUUGUUUCUGAGGGCACCCAGGGGACGGAUGCACCAUUGUUUUUUUUUUCAAGGGUUGCACUGGAAACAAAUCGUGUUCCGUCCACUGCAUCACUAAAACAUGAGCAAUUGGUAUUAGCAGCGCUGUAUUGAUUGGUGACUGAUUAUCCCGCUUCACAGGUGGCAAGUUAUUCUUUUUUUUUCUUUCGAGAUCAAAUGGGUUCCGAUGUACCCCACACUGCCCUACUGUUGUGACAUCAUAUAGUCUGACAUGAUUUGAGAAUGUGUAAUUCAGGUUGACAGUCUGCGUUUCUGUAUUCAUGCUUCACUAACUCACUAUUAUUGUGUUUAAUCAUGGUAAGGGCAUAGACAUUCUGGCGAGUUUUAAUCGUGUGAGUGUUGGUUUCACGCUGACGGGAGCUAAGAUAAUCCUACAGCCUCUCUGAUCGCUAGCUCAACGACAUGUACUCCAGUAGCACUGCACGUCGUCACUUUGGGGUUGAUCACUUCGAUGCAAACCUCUCAAGAAAGUCGCAUGAGUUAUGCGUACUUAAUUGCCACGUUGGUAAUAAAAACAUGUUUACCCUUCGGGUUCAAGGCCGAGCAGUACUCUGCCAAGUUGACAAUGAGCCAGUGUUAAUUCAGUGGCAAGUACAUGUACAUGUACACACAGAACGCAACACGCUUGCUUUGUGAGACCACUUACAACUUGAACGCUUGGUUUCUCUUUGAAGAAGUCGAUUUUCAUGGCUCGCGAUUAAAAGAAGAAUAAUACCCUAGCUGUCUGGAUGUAAGGUUCUGGGUAUUCAGUGUACACAAAUAAAGACACACAAUGUAUCUAUAUCAUGAAGAGUGCCCCUCGUGUGAUAUGCAUGGUGUCAGUACCCCUUUAAAUUUCCAUGGCCAGACAAAUGUUUCGAUUUACGUGAACCCUCACCUCACACUGCCCUACUUUAGGCCUAUGCUUGGGUAACGUCCGACGUGAACUUAGUACGCGCACUUGACCUCGAGUGUGCAUGGUCUGCGUAUACUAGAGACUAUAAUGCCGUCACCUCCAGGGACCAAGGGGCAACAUUUUCCGCUGACUCACUUUGUUGUGUAGGUCUGUAAUAGGCCCAUACAUAAUUCCAUCGAGCAUUGUUAUUGGGGCAGCGGCUUCACACGGACGGGAACCUACAGCCAGGCUCCGAUCGCCAGCUCGCGGCGCUCACGGCGGUGGACGUGGCAACUCGAAAGCAGUCAUGGCGACGUCGACGUUGAAAAGCGUGUUCCACGAUCCAGACUACUACACCAAGGCCUUCAAAUCGUAUUCGGCAGUCUCUGAUAAGACGGGCGUGUUUUCGCGCUGGGGGGAUGUGUUCGAAGAAGCCGUGGCCCCCCAAAUCAAUGCAAAGCUGAGCAAGCAUGAAGAGUUGAGAGUGCUGGGAAUCGGUAGUGGAACGGGCGAGUUGGAUUUGCAGAUGCUGACAAAACUGCUGCCGCGCUUCCCGCUCAUCCACAACCGUGUAGUUGAGCCCGCAGAGGACGCCAUGGACAAAUACCAGGCUCUGGUCCAAAGCAGGGCUCAGGAACUGCAAGGUGUUCGAUGGGAUUGGCGACAACAGACGAUCGACCAGUACACGGAGGAGGCGCGCGGGGGUGACUCGACGAAGUUCCAUUUCGUCCACGCGUGCCAAUGUCUUUACUACGCGGCAGAUCUGGAAAGCUCGUUGACGUAUCUGUAUAACUGUGUGGAACCGGGUGGGGUAAUGGUGGUGUCUCUCAUAACAGAAACCUCCGGUAUGUACAGGUUAUGGCAUCACUUUCCAAGUUUCCAAGACGCACUGAUGAAAUACGUCAGCUCCUCCGACAUACGGGGAUAUCUAACCCGUCGGGGCAUCCCGUACACGGAGCACCAUCAGUCCUCGCGAGUCGACGUCACCGAUUGCUUCGACGAGGCUUCAGAGGCCGGCGGUCACGUGCUGGACAUCAUGACCCACGUCGUGAAGCUCAGGGAGACGGCAUCGGCAGAGCUGCUGGCGGAGGUCAUGCAAUCCAUGGCUGGCUGCUCCGAGAAGAGCGGGAACCGGUUCUUCAUAACAAAUAACUGGGAUGCUGCCGUUGUGAACAAGCCAGUCGAGUAAAUCACACAAGGCGCCCACCUUCCUGGAAAAAUUCCUGGAUCCACCCGUGCACAUGAUUGCAUUGUCACGCUCAGUCCAUCCAAACAUGAGCUGAGAAAAUAAGGAACACUGCACCGCAGCGAGAUAGUAACUCGAAUUUUUUUUUGCAAGUGGCCCUUGUACGCUUCCGUAGAGUUAUUAUAUGAAGUUUUGAACAUGAACAUUCAUUUACACUGGCUUUCUAUACAGUGGUGUUUUAUACUUUUAUUGAGGGGCCUGAAAACGUAUUCUUGGAAACGUAUGGACGGCCACAGAGUUUAUUUCAGAGCUUAGUUUGUUAGAACUUUCUUUGUGUUUCAUAGUUGCUCGUUUAAAAACAUAACAUAGAUGAUUAUCUUCAAUCCAUACUUGUAAACUAACACAUUCAUAUUCAGUAGGCCCAUAAUUUUUCGGAUUUUUAAAUAAACUCGGGGUUAAUUUGGCCCCAUGAUGUGCUUGUGUCCGGCAGAACUCGCUAUUAUGCCCAAUAUUCUGAAAAAUAUAUAAAAAAAUAAAGACAGUGUAUUCGCUAGUUCUUGAUAUAUUCUGUUGUACUGUG
This is a messenger RNA of Acanthaster planci (crown-of-thorns starfish), 2877 nucleotides long. Its product is annotated as histamine N-methyltransferase-like. NCBI's taxonomy places the organism in Eukaryota, Metazoa, Echinodermata, Asteroidea, Valvatida, Acanthasteridae. The record is from RefSeq and is a predicted model, not a curated record.